Molecule: messenger RNA, 336 nt
Organism: Paraglomus occultum
Lineage: Eukaryota; Fungi; Glomeromycota; Glomeromycetes; Paraglomerales; Paraglomeraceae
Source: the annotation of a GenBank genome assembly
AUGGUGUGGAGCUCUUCAGAAGACACUGCCCUGGUUGGUCUUUAUCGUCUAUACGGUCCGCGGUGGCUAGAUAUAUCACGAAUUUUAGGCAAGUCUGCUCAUCAGUGUUCACACAGAUGGCGAAAUAUACGCCCAGGAAUCAAUACAACCCCGCUUACUGCCGUUGAACACGAUGCAGUUAGUCGGCUGUACCAUAUCCAUGGCCCCAGGUGGGCCAGGAUUUCUGAAGAACUUCCUGAUCGCACUCGGACCAUGAUUAAAAAUAGCCGGGAAGAAAGGAGGACAGAAGAGCAACAUAUUCGGACUAAAAUGUCCAUAAUUUAUCUUUUGAAUUAA